Metarhizium brunneum ARSEF 3297 is the source of this 1692-nucleotide messenger RNA. RefSeq lists its product as uncharacterized. The record is from RefSeq and is a predicted model, not a curated record. Gene Ontology annotation, molecular function: DNA binding. Gene Ontology annotation, cellular component: nucleus. Lineage: Eukaryota; Fungi; Ascomycota; Sordariomycetes; Hypocreales; Clavicipitaceae.
AUGGGACAGGAUUCAACGGCGAUCACUCAAAGCAGUGGCUAUAAUGACGGCUGGGCUACCAUUAGCCCAUACAGUCCAAGUCCUUAUGAUGGCAGCCCAAUGACCGAAUAUUCGGGCUUUGGAACCUUUGUUCCUCCCGGUGUUCAUUCAGAUUCGAUGCCGAGAAUGCCACAGCAGGGGGGCCACCAACACCAACACCAGAUGAUGCACCAUUCAGCGACACCCAUGGGUCACCACCAACUUCCCAUGUUGAACACAACGUGGCCAAGUCAAUUAACGAAUCCAACUCCAUCGUCGGGGAGUUUUUCAGCUCCUGCUACAUCAAUCCCACCUGUUCCUCGGAUACCACGCGCCAUAGACACUCCUAAAUUACCUAGCCAAGCAGACAAGGGCCGGAAAACCUUGACAACGGAACAAAAGCGGGCCAUGUGUCAAUAUCACGAAGAGAAUCCCGGAACGAGACAAGCAGAUAUAGGUUUGAGGUUCGGGGUAGAAAGAAGCACUGUCUCGAAAGUUUUGAGGCACAAGGACCAAUAUCUCAGAAGAGAUCAAGAACCGGAUCCCGCCGCCCUUAAACGAAGCGGCAAAGCGAAGAACCCUGACUUUGACAGAACCCUGAGCAAUUACGUUCGUCGGCAGCAACAACGUGGGUUUGACAUCAAAGACGAAGAGAUUAUGGAGCAAGCUCGCCUAUUUGCCCAUGCUAGCGGAAAUCAAGAUGCUAUCCUUGGAAGCCUAACCAGCGGCUGGUUACAAAAGUUCAAACAGAAGCACGGGAUCGGUACUUCACGACUUUCCCGCCGAGCAUCUGAAACGAAUAUUGCCGACAGCACGCGCAUGCCUGAGCAUAAUCUUGUUAGGAAUGGCGCGACAUCGAAUGAUAUUUCGCCUGCAUCCCCAACUCAACCACUGUCGCCUUUGUCAGGAAGUCGGAGUGACGAAGAAGUUAAGCGAGAACAAAAUAUCGAUUACGACUUUGCCUAUAGACAGCAGCACUCGCAACCAACAACAUCACUUGCUACUGACAUUAGAGAUAAUCCCGGGUCGUCGUUUUCCGGUGGCACUCUGAGUCCGACUGGAACGUUCAAUUUCUCCCCUGAUCCUAACGCUGGUAGCUUUCAGCCGCUAGGGAUGCGCGCAGAGAUGCCGCCCGAAUUCCAUCGGGAGAAGCGAAGUAAUACCUUCCCUUCAAUAGAUGUCAGCUAUGGGAAUCAAGCAACCCCAGCAACAGAACCCAUGACCCCACAACUUCCUGCACCAACAACAGCGCCGUCAUCAGCUCUCGACUCACCAACGAAUGAUGGUCAAAUAGCGCAUUUCUCUAUCAACACUGGCCUUACCUCACCACCGGCUUUGCAUCGAACUAGCAGCAGCUCGAGUAUCGCAGCUCGAUCUUCCAGUAUAUCUUUGACGAACACGGGCGCCUCUAUGACGCCCGUCGACUCGUCCCCCGUAUCACCAUCCCAGGAAGAUGCUCGGCGCGCUGCGAACACAUUGCUCAGCUAUCUUCAUAAUAUGAGCUCCACUGGGCAGCUAUUUCAAGGUGACUAUCAGGCUAUGUUACAACUUACUAAGAAGCUGGAGAUUCAUCAACAUCAGAGCAACCGGCCAUCUGCAGGAGGACUGUCGAGGAUACCAGAAGGCGAUAAUGAAAUGAAUGCGACAGGGCCUGCAAUGAUGCAGGCUAGUUGA